Messenger RNA from Oryctolagus cuniculus (rabbit), 1316 nucleotides. RefSeq names its product retrotransposon Gag-like protein 8B. The record is from RefSeq and is a predicted model, not a curated record. NCBI's taxonomy places the organism in Eukaryota, Metazoa, Chordata, Mammalia, Lagomorpha, Leporidae.
GCGGGCCCGCGCGCCGCCCGCAGCCCGGCGCGUGACUCCGCCCACACCCGCCCCUCCCCGGGCCCGCCUCCGCGACGAGUCCUCGCCGCGACGCCCGAGCGCAGCCUUCCGCGCAGCCCCGCCAGCCAGCUCGGCGCGAUGGACAAUCGCAUGCGGCUCGUGAAGGCCCUGCUGGCCCGGCCGCUGCGGCCCGCGGCGCGUCGCUGGAGGAACCCGAUCCCCUUUCCCGAGACGUUUGACGGCGACACCGACCGGCUGCCGGAGUUCAUCGUGCAGACGGGCUCCUACAUGUUCGUGGACGAGAAGACGUUCUCCAGCGACGCGCUCAAGGUGACGUUCCUCAUCACCCGCCUCACGGGGCCCGCCCUGCAGUGGGUGAUCCCCUACAUCAAGAAGGACAGUCCCCUCCUCAGUGAUUACCGGGGCUUUCUGGCCGAGAUGAAGCGCGUCUUUGGCUGGGAGGAGGACGAGGACUUCUAGGCCGCCGGAGCCUCGGGCCCGGGGCCGGCUGCCCUGGGGAGGGUGGGCUGCCCGCCGGCCGCCGCCAGGGUCGCCGCGGGCGGCCCCCGCCGCGCUCGCGCCCGAGUCGAGUCCCGCCGCCCCCCUGCUCCCCGAGUCGCCGCGGCGUCCCCUCGCCCCCGCCCGCCCGCCCGCGUCGUGCUUGCCUUUGUUCCAGGAAUAGCGCUCCAGGCUGGCGCUGCUGCCUCUGGGCCUGGCUCUGGACAGCGCCGCCGCCCUGCCCGCUGCCGCCGGCCCGGCCUGUGCCCUGCACCGGGGGCCGCCGUCCGGCCCUCGGGCUGCAGGCUGGGCCCCCGCCGCGCGGCCGACGACCAACCACGCACCGCCGGCCGCCCCCCGCCAGCCCGCAUCGCUCUGCCCACGCACCUGCGCCGCAGCCGCCGCAGCCGCCGCCCCCGGCCUCCCGCCGACAGACUGCUCUUCUGAGCCACCUGGACUCCCCUCCGAGGGGUCUGGGCUGGCCGCGGCCCUCGGACCCCGACUCCGACAGCCGGCUGCCCGGCGGGGCCAGCCGGCCUUCCACCAUGAGUGAGGCUGCGCCCCCUUCUCCCAGAGACACCUUGUGUUCCUGCUAGAUGUCUGCCAGAACCUGGGUUCUCCUGGCACUCCUGGCACUCAUAUUCUCCUGUGGACCAAUUAGUUUUCCCAAGAAUCCCGUUUUCUGAAUGUGCAGCUGUCUUUCUAAUGUGUGCCUUUUGUUCAACACAGUAACCCCUGCACUCUUUCCGGCUCUUCUCUACUACCUGUACAAAAACCUUUACGUACUUUCAAUAAAUGUCAAACUAUUAACAAAGGAA